Molecule: messenger RNA, 1713 nt
Organism: Ricinus communis (castor bean)
Lineage: Eukaryota; Viridiplantae; Streptophyta; Magnoliopsida; Malpighiales; Euphorbiaceae
Product: wall-associated receptor kinase 2
Biological process (GO): cell surface receptor signaling pathway; protein phosphorylation
Cellular component (GO): plasma membrane
Molecular function (GO): protein serine/threonine kinase activity; ATP binding
Source: RefSeq, a predicted model, not a curated record
AUGGUAGAGGAGAGGAAAAUUAAGCUUUGUUUGAAAUUUGACAAACAACCUUCUGCCGUUAAAACCUUAGGAGAAACUAGCGUAGAAGUUCUUGACAUAUCAGUGGAAGGACAGCUACGAGUAGCUACAGCAGCAGCAUAUGAUUGUUACAACGAAUCUGGUGGUAGUACUGAUUAUAGAAUCCCCAGCCUUAGCUUUCCCAAAUUCCCAAUUUCUUACACCCAAAACAAGCUCACUGCGAUUGGCUGCGACACCAACGUAAUAAUUAGAGGAUAUCAGGCGAAAUGGAACGCAACUGGAUGUGUAUCGUACUGUGAUAAAAUUGAAGAUGUGAUCAAUGGGACAUGCUCUGGCAUGGGUUGCGGCCAAAGCUCCAUCCCUGGAGAAGUACUGGAUUUUUUUGUAUAUCUUGACUCAUUUUUCCAGCAAGAAUAUGUAUGGAAAUUUAUUCCAUGUAGUUAUGCAUUUAUUAGUGACGUAAAUGCAUAUAACUUCUCAACAUUGGAUUUUAAUGAUAUGAGGAAUCUGAAGAAGUUUCCGGUUGUGCUUGAUUGGGCUGUUGGGAAUGAGACAUGCAAUGAUGCUAAAAGAACUCCAGAAACCUUUGCUUGUAAGGCAAAUAAUAGCAUAUGCUAUGAUUCUGAUAACGGACCAGGCCACCGCUGCAAUUUCUCUGAUGGCUACAAGGGAAACCCUUACCUUGCUGACGAAUGUAAAGGUGUGAGCUUGGGUUUUGUAUUUGUGUUCCUGGCCAUUUCGCUAGUUCUUUUGGUAAUCCAAAGAAAAAGCUUGGUGAAGCUAAGAGAAGGAUAUUUCAAGCAAAAUGGUGGUUUGUUGUUAGAUCAAUUACUCUUUAGGAAAAAAUAUUCAGUAGAAGCAGCAAAAAUAUUUGCAGAAAAAGAAUUAAGGAAGGCAACUAAUACUUUCAGCAAGAGUUUGGUCAUUGGAAAAGGUGGCUAUGGUGUAGUGUACAAAGGAGUUUUAUCAGAUAAUAGAGUAGUUGCGAUUAAGAGAUCUAAGGCAAUUGACGGAACCCAAAUUGAGCAAUUUGUCAAUGAGGUGAUCAUCCUUUCCGAAAUCCAUCAUCCGAGCAGUACCUUUUUCCAACAUCUUCAUGAUGCGCCUUAUGUCACGACUUCACUGCCAUGGGAAACACGUUUAAGACCAGAACCUGCAACGGCACUCGCAUAUAUGCAUGAAAUGCAGAUCAUUCAUAGAGAUGUCGAGUCUGCUAAUACACAUUUAGAUGAGGAAUUCACUGCCAAAGUUUCUGAUUUUGGAGUGUCAAGAUUGGUUUCUUUCGAUCAAGAACAGGUAUCAACAUUGGUUCAAGGGACACUUGGAUACAUGGAUCCUGAAUACUUCCACUCAGGAAUUUUGACAGAAAAGAGCGAUAUUUAUAGCUUCGGAGUAGUUCUUAUUGAGUUGCUAACAGGAAAGAAAGCAAUUUGUAGUGAAUGUAAGGAGAAAAGUCUAGCCUUGUGUUUCAUUUCUUCGCUAAAAGAAGAUUGCCUUUUCGAAAAUUUGGAGGAUAGAAUGGAAGGAGAAGGAAAUGCUGAGCAAAUUGAGAGAGUUGCAGAGCUUGCAAGGAGUUGCUUGAGAAUAGAAACGAAACAAAUAUUGAAAGAACUUGAGAUAUUGAGGCAGUUUGGGAAGCAAAUGCAUUUGAAACUUGGAAAUAAUUCGGAGGAGUAUUUUAUGUGUUGUAAGUGA